This is a messenger RNA of Lasiosphaeria miniovina, 1005 nucleotides long. Its product is annotated as putative 2-amino-3-carboxymuconate-6-semialdehyde decarboxylase. Gene Ontology annotation, biological process: secondary metabolic process. Gene Ontology annotation, molecular function: carboxy-lyase activity; hydrolase activity. The record is from RefSeq and is a predicted model, not a curated record. Gene Ontology annotation, cellular component: cytosol; cytoplasm. The transcript has a single exon. NCBI's taxonomy places the organism in Eukaryota, Fungi, Ascomycota, Sordariomycetes, Sordariales, Lasiosphaeriaceae. The coding region runs from base 1 to 1005 and encodes 334 amino acids.
AUGGCCACUCAGCUUGCCCUCCCCAAGAAGCUCAUCGCGCUCGAGGAGCACUCGGCGCUCGCCUCCCUCGGCGCCGGCGAGUCCGUCCCCUUCUACGCGGACGCCCAUGCCACGUUCCCCGCCGCGGCCGCCAAGCUGUUCGACCUCGGCGCUGGCCGCCUGCGCGACAUGGACGCCGGCGGCAUCACGCUGCAGGUCCUCUCGUGCACGGCCGGCGUGGGCGUGGGCGACCCGGCCGGAUGCCGCGGCGCCAACGACGAGCUGGCGGCGGCGGUGCGCGCCUCGCCGUCCCGCCUCGCCGCCUUCGCCGUCCUGCCCAUGGCGUUCCCCGACGCGGCCGCGGCCGAGCUAGAGCGCGCCGUCACGCAGCUGGGCUGCGUGGGCGCGCUCGUCGACGCCCGCCUGCCCGACGGCGCGCACUACGACGCCCCCGCCUACUGGCCCCUGUUCGCUGCCGCCGAGCGCCUGGGCGCUCCGCUGUACCUGCACCCGGCGCCGCCGUCGCCCGGCGAGGUCGCGGCGCGCUACGCCGGCAACUACCCACCCCGCGUCGCCGCCGGCCUGGCGUCGGGCGGCUGGGCCUGGCACGCCGACGCCGGGCUCGGCUUCCUCAAGCUGUGCGCCGCCGGCGUGUUCGACGCGUAUCCGCGGCUGAAGGUCGUGCUGGGCCACAACGGCGAGAUGGUGCCGGCCAUGCUGGACCGCGCGGCGCGCACGCUGCGCAAGUUUGGCGAUGCCAGCCACCCGAAAAGGGGGCUCCGAGAGGUGUGGGACGAGAACGUGUGGGUGACCACGAGCGGCAUGUACACGACAGAGGCGUUUGACAUGCUGCUGAAGACGACAAAGGCGGAGCGCGUCAUGUUCGCGACCGACUAUCCGUAUGAUGACAUGCGCGAGGCGCGGGAACUUGUACCGGCGCUGGCGAAGAGCGGCCUGUUGACGCAAGAGGAACUGGAGGACUUCGCGUGGAGGAAUGCGGAGAGGUUUCUGGGUAUCGUGGCUUAG